AUGACAAGCCCCCGGUCGUUGGGGCCACCGUCUCUUCCGAUUCACUCUCCAACACGGCACUAUGACUCCUGGGACUGUAUGCUUCCGGGACCUCCCAGUCGCAACAACUUCGGAUCCGCCGACAUCAGCCCUUCCGGUCUGCUCGCUUUCCCCUCCGGCAGCUCAGUCUCCAUUGUCGAUUCUCGUUCUAUGCAACUCAUCACAUCAAUUCCCAUGCCUCCGCCGUCAACUACUACUUCUUCUCUCUCCCCUUUCGUGACCUCUGUACGGUGGACUCCUCUCCCCCUCCGCCGUGACCUCCUCACUACUGAGCCCUCCACUUCGCACCUUCAUCUCGCCGCUGCUGAUCGUCAAGGCCGCAUUGCUCUCCUUGAUUUCCGCUUGAAGUCCCCAACUAUCUGGUUCGAUACUAGCGACUACAAGUUUGGUGUUCAGGAUCUGUGCUGGGUGCGGUCUGGACCCGACUCGUACUUUAUCGCUGCAAUUCACGGCGCCUCGGCUCUCUCCCUCUAUAGUGUUACCACUGGUCGAUGUGUCUGGAAAUAUGACGCCUCCCCUGAAUAUUUGUCUUGCAUUCGCUUCGAUCCUUUCGAUUCGCGCCAUUUUUGCGUAAUUGGUCUCAAAGGGUUCCUUCUAUCGGUUCAAGUUCUUGGCGAGAAAGAAAACGACGUUGUCAUUAAGGAGCUACGGAUUGGAACCGACUGCACCGAAUUGCAGAAGCUAGAAAGGGAUGCGGCUGCCGGAUCGUCGUCGCCGGCCUCCGCCAUAUUUCCUCUUUAUAAUGCGAAAUUUUCAUUUUCGCCUCAGUGGAGGCACAUUCUGUUUGUAACAUUUCCAAGGGAGUUGGUGGUGUUUGACUUGCAGUAUGAGGCGGCACUUUUUAGCACCUCAUUGCCUCGUGGGUGUGGUAAAUUCCUUGAUGUGUUGCCGGAUCCGAACAGUGAGUUGCUCUACUGUCCUCACCUGGAUGGAAGGCUCAGUACCUGGCGGCGAAAAGGAGGUGAACAAGUCCACAUAAUGUCUGCAAUGGAGGAGUUGCUGCCUUCAAUUGGCACAUCUGUUCCAUCUCCUUCAGUUCUUGCUGUUGUCAUCUGCCAGUCUGAUUCCAUCCUCCAAAAUGUUGGCAAGCUUUGUUCUGAUGUACCUCAUUCUCCUGAUGCACAUUCCGAAGCAGCUAUUGAUACUCCAUUUGAUUUUUGUGAUGAAUCCCGUCAUGUCUCUUCAACAAACUUGAUAUCCAUCUCUGAUGAUGGAAAAGUAUGGAACUGGCUUGUAACUUCCGAAUGCGCUGAAGACACUCAGAAGGAUGACGCAGGUGUCAGUACGAGCAAAGUGCCAGCCUCAGACAGCAACACUGACCACACGGGUUCUUCUACAAGUGGUGGUCGUCCACCCUCUGACCUCAGCAAACUGGAUUUGUCAUUUAAGAUCAGUUUAGUUGGUCAGCUUCAGCUUCUUUCUUCUGCAGUAACGAUGCUAGCAGUGCCAUCUCCAUCCUUGGUAGCUACAAUAGCUCGUGGAGGAAACGAUCCUGCUGUUGCCGUACCAUUGGUUGCUUUAGGGACUCAAAGUGGAACCAUUGAUGUUAUUGAUGUUUCUGCCAAUUCUGUUGCAUCGUCCUUUUCCGUUCAUAAUAGUGUCGUUAGAGGCUUGCGGUGGCUAGGGAAUUCCAGACUGGUGUCAUUUUCUUACAGUCAGGUGAAUGAGAAGUCUGGAGGUUUCAUUAAUCGUCUCGUUGUGACCUGUCUUAGAAGUGGCUUUAAUAGAACCUUCCGUGUUUUGCAAAAGCCAGAACGUGCGCCCAUCAGAGCUUUAAGGGCUUCUUCAUCUGGAAGGUAUCUUCUUAUCCUGUUUCGAGACGCUCCGGUUGAAGUUUGGGCAAUGACAAAGACUCCUAUCAUGCUUAGAUCGUUAGCUCUUCCAUUUACAGUUUUGGAAUGGACACUUCCAACAGUUCCGCGGCCUGUUAAAGAGCGUACUACCAUGACACCGGAUACUGUAUCUUCAUCAACGAAGGCAUCAUUAUCUGAUUCUAAGGCACCAGAAGGCAAUCAGGAUGAAACUUCUGAAAGCUUUGCGUUUGCACUGGUAAAUGGUGCACUUGGAGUGUUUGAGGUUAAUGGGCGAAGAAUUCGGGACUUCAGACCCAAAUGGCCUUCAUCUUCCUUUGUUUCAUCUGAUGGAUUAAUUACAGCCAUGGCCUACCGCUUGCCACAUGUGGUCAUGGGUGAUAGAUCAGGUAACAUUCGCUGGUGGGAUGUAACAACCGGGCAUUCUUCUUCUUUUAACACCCACAGAGAAGGAAUCAGGCGAAUCAAAUUUUCCCCUGUAGUUCCUGGAGACCACAGCAGAGGACGUAUAGCUGUUCUAUUUUAUGAUAAUACAUUUUCCGUAUUUGAUCUUGAUUCACAGGAUCCCUUGGCUAAUUCCAUUUUACAACAUCAAUCUCAAGGGACCCUUGUCUCGGAACUUGAUUGGUUGCCUCUACGAACGGAUAGAAAAGAUCCUCUAGUUUUGUGUAUUGCUGGAGCUGAUAGUAGCUUUCGCCUUGUUGAGAUCAUAGUUAAUGGAAAAAAGCAUGGCUAUGGACCCAAGACGGUCAAGGAAAGAUUUCGGCCGGUGCCUAUAUGUUCGCCAAUGUUACUUCCUACUCCACAUGCAUUGGCAUUGCGGAUGAUCUUGCAGUUAGGUGUAAAGCCCUCCUGGUUAAAUACGAGACCUCAACUCGUGUCUGGAGUUUCAGCAGCUGGUGGUGACCUUCGGAGUCAUAUGAUGGACCUACCCCCUGUUGGUGAUUCUGUGGUGCCAGAAAUGCUUCUUAAGGUGCUUGAACCUUACCGUGUAGAAGGUUGCAUACUUGAUGAUGCGAGGGCAAAAUUAUAUUCGAAGUUAGUACGUAAAGGCUCUGCUUUGAGGUUUGCCUUCGCUGCUGCAAUUUUUGGUGAAUGGUCUGAAGCCCUUUUUUGGCUACAGUUGCCCAAUGCUCUAAGUCAUCUGAUGAAUAUGUUAGCCAAUAAGUCUCCCCAGAGAGGCCGAUCCUCUGCUUCUAAUGUGGAUCUUGAUGAAGUUUCAAUGCUGAAUAGGAUAAGCUCAAAGGGAAAAUCAAUGCCAAGAACUGGGAAGAAAGAAUCAUUUGGUCAAGGCCAUCUUAUGGCAAUGGCUUUCAAAGAAGAAGAUUUGUGGGAAAGUGCAAGUGAACGCAUAACUUGGCAUGAAAAAUUGGAUGGGGAAGAGGAUAUUCAAAACCGUGUACAUGAGCUUGUGUCUGUUGGAAACUUAGAAGCUGCUGUUAGUAUACUGCUUUCAACCUCUCCAGAGAGCUCUUACUUCUAUGCAAAUGCUUUACGUGCCGUUGCACUUUCUUCAGCAGUGUCAAGAUCACUUCUAGAACUAGCUGUCAAGGUUGUUGCAGCCAACAUGGUGAGAAGUGACCGGUCAUUGUCUGGAACUCAUCUUCUCUGCGCUGUUGGAAGAUAUCAAGAAGCUUGUUCUCAGCUUCAAGAUGCUGGAUGCUGGACGGAUGCUGCGACUUUAGCUGCCACACAUUUGAAAGGAUCUGACUAUUCGAGGGUGCUACUAAGGUGGGCCAAUCACGUCUUCCAUAGCGAACAUAACAUCUGGAGGGCGCUGAUAUUGUAUGUCACAGCUGGUGCACUACAAGAGGCACUAGCAGCACUUCGCGACUCGCAACAACCCGAUACUGCAGCCAUGUUCAUAGUGGCUUGUCGAGAAAUACAUACAGAGUUUAUCUCAAAUUUCGAAAACUCAGAUGAUGAGUCGGAUUCUCAUGGUUCGAAGAAAGAACUCGUUGUUAAGUUGCCCGGGUUGGACCCUGCAAAUGAUGAUGUUAUUGCAGUUGGUGAAUACUAUGGACAAUACCAGAGAAAACUUGUGCACCUCUGCAUGGAUUCCCUGCCUUAUUCUGAUUAAAGAGCGUGAGAUUUACUUCUCUCCGUGUCUGAUUUGAUUGAUUAUUUAACUCUCCAGGGAUUUUGCAUUUUAAUGAGUAUACAUCCCUGAACUGAAACCACAUGGAUUCAUACGCUGAAAUAACUGAGAAUAGAAACGGCUUCCUUGGAUCAGAGGUUAGCUGCAGAGAGCAAAUCUUGUUAAAGCAUAGAUCUCUCCAGAGAAAAAGGAUUUGAUUGUGGCUGUAUGAUCUAGAAAUCUUUAUAGAGUUUAUUCACAUUUUUCCUUACUUGUAUAUAGCAGCUUUUGGAUAACAUGAACGAUUCAUGGGAUUGAAUGGGCAUGAAUUGGACAAUACCGGACAGGGUUUUGUA
This is a messenger RNA of Cucurbita pepo subsp. pepo (vegetable marrow), 4283 nucleotides long. RefSeq lists its product as uncharacterized. Gene Ontology annotation, molecular function: protein binding. The record is from RefSeq and is a predicted model, not a curated record. Lineage: Eukaryota; Viridiplantae; Streptophyta; Magnoliopsida; Cucurbitales; Cucurbitaceae. Gene Ontology annotation, cellular component: cytoplasm.